Molecule: messenger RNA, 2043 nt
Organism: Peronospora belbahrii
Lineage: Eukaryota; Oomycota; Peronosporomycetes; Peronosporales; Peronosporaceae
Source: the annotation of a GenBank genome assembly
AUGGAGCUAUCCCGUGCUGAGAGCUCCUUACGUACGCUAAAGAACCGUCCAAAGGCUCCAGAAGGCGCUAUUUCUACUGCUUUCACUGUUCUACAACUUCUGAGUCCAUUUGAUUCUAAUUCUACCAAAGAAUUAGCAAUUUCUGAUGAAGAAUCACGUCGUCAUUUGCUUGAACAGGAGCUACAGACGCUUUUAUUGUAUGGAAAAGAACGUUGGGAACCUCUUGCUGUAUUUAUUGUCGUCGUACGUGAUCUACUGAGUCGUUAUCUUUACUUAUCCGACAUAGAUGCUAAUGAUACGGACUAUUAUUUACCUCUACAAGAAUUACCUCUUUAUAUCGUCCAAAUUCCACCACUCUCGGAUGUUUUUAUCAUGCAGAUAGUUAAACAAGCAAUACAUAAGCAUUUAGAGUAUUAUGAACCUCGAGUUCGUAUGGAAGUGGCAAAACUACUGGGUGUGUUGGCAAAAUGGAACCUUGUGUGGGUUACACAGGAAUUUACGCCACAGAUUCUCGACUCGGUAGUUGCAAACCUCAGUCGUUCACCUGACUUUGAAGAAACCGGAUUUGACGAAUUGGACGAUAAUGUCAGUACGAAUGGUAUGAUGACACCACCACAGAGUCCAGAGAGUACACCACGCACACCCUCAACACCCUAUAGACUGGAUGAUGUGAGUGGAUGGAAAGCACUUGAAAGUUCAUUGUGUGCACUCAAGUACAUUAUUAAAGGCAGCGGUAAGACAUUUUUACAGCACAAGCCGGCAACAAACAAGGAAUUUGUCUACUUGACGCCACAGAUUCUGGAACUUGUGGCAACCAAAAGCUGCUUUCAUAUAAAUCGCCAUGUGAGAGUUGUAGGGCUCGACACGAUUACGUGCAUUAAGCGCGGCAUGGAGGACAAUUGGUGCCAAGUGCGCUAUGCUGCCUCGAUUGCGACACGCUCUUUUUUACUGAAGUUGCAGGAGCAGGGGCGUAAAGCAUGUUUGCCUAUUUUGCUGCCUAGAAUGUGUUUAAAUCGGUACUAUAUUGCAGAGCGCGUGCAAAAAUACUCUCAAGAAUCUUGGAAAAUGAUUGUGGGCAACCGGGGCCGCGAAUUGGUGGCCACAUACGCCAAUGAGAUAGUCGACUACUACGUGGAAAUGACGAAUCACUGUGUCCGUGAGUCGGCAUGUCAAUGUAUUGCUGAGCUAGGCACGAAAGUUGACCCGGAGGCAAUUCGUCCGCACCUUGGCCGUCUCAUGCAGGCUCUUCUCAUUUGUUUCUACGAUGUAUCAAAUCUGAUCCGCGAUGCGGCGUGUUUGGCGUCAGCGCAGCUGGUGCUUGGUUUUCCUGACGAGUGCCGUCCGUUUUUGGAUGAUUUGUAUCAUCUAUGGAUUGACCACCUCUCGGACGACAUUUGGUCCGUGCGUGAAGACGCAGCCAUUGCUCUGGGUAAUGUGAUUCGCGCAUAUGGCCAAGAAGCACUAGAUCGCGUGACUACAGUCACGGUAGAGUACUUGUUGCUUGCAAAGAAGCAGCCAGCGAUGACACAACACGAGUACGAUGAACUUAUGCGUUCUGAGAAGAAGCACCUUAGCAAGCAGGCUUUCUCGUGCUGUUCGCUGGAGCCCAAACUUUUUGAACGUCACGAGCACCGCGAGAAAGAGCCGUGGGAGCAUGCCGACGGUGCAAUCUACAUGGUGCGCGAGCUCUGUAACGUAGCUCCUGACGUCGCUGUGAAAUUUCUUCCACAGGUUGCGGACAUAGCGAUCCUUCGCCACUUUCCUCAGACCGCCGUCUUGCAAGGAACCAUUUGGAAACAGCUUCCGUCCAUGUGCGAGGCGCUGGGCAAGAAGGUGUUCAAACGCUACCUUGAGCUAUUUCUAGACCCGUUGGUCUUUACGCUUCAAGGAACGAAUCAUCUCGCUAAGUUUGCUGCCCGUGACUGUGUCGUACAGAUUAGCAAGCAAAUCGGCCCCAGCAUUUUUCUGGGCCGCCUGGACGCAAACCCUGUUUGGAAGGAGGUUUUGGGUCCUGUUGUACAUGUGUCGCCGUACAUGGUUUAG